AUGUCGAUUCCUGCUAGGGAGACCUACCGCGGCCCUGCUAGUCGCGGGGGUGGAUCAGGCCAUGCAGCACCUGGAUCUGCACAUCAACAUUCGCGGGGCAACAGUGCCAGUUCCAUCUCAGCAAUGCUGGGCCAGGCAGGACAGGCGCUGGGGGCCAUUGCUGCCCCGUCUCCUGCCCGUGCCCCUGCACACCCCGACCACAUGCACCUGCGUUCCACUGUCAGCGGCAGCAGCAGUCCAACUUCUCCCUCAUUCGGAAGCACCAGCAGCCCUGGCGCCAUUGGGCAUUAUCCACAACAUCUUCCCGCUCGCUUCCAUCCUGCCUUACCUCCACCAACCACCACCGACACCGACACCGACACCGACACCUCUUUGCAUCGGCCGCCACCCUUCCAAUCCUCUGCCGCUGGUGUUCCCGGCACUGGCACCGGCACUGGCAUUGGUUUUGGAUCAAAGCAGAGAGCUGUGUCUGCAGCAGCAUCCACCUCUACGAGCCGUUAUCACCAUCCUCCUCCUCCUUCUGCUCCUGUUCCUGCAUCUGCUCGCCCUCGCCCUCGCGAGAUCGACACCCCAGCCGCAUCGUCUUCUCCCAACGUGCUGGCGGCCCAAUCUUCGCGUCCUCCAGCCUCAUACACCCAGCCAGCGCAAUAUCCCCCCGCCCGCAAACCACUCCCACAGCAUUCUCGCGCGUUGGCCCCUGCUGAUGCUCUCACUCCGGCACUGAGCCCACCGUCGACAUCCAACUCAGGCUCAGGCUCAAGCUCAGGCUUCGGCUCGCGUCCUAGUCCAAUCGCUCGAUCGAUGUUCGGCCUCCCUUCUAUACCAACGUCCAACGACGACUUUGCUUCUUCUAUACCUCACCUCAAUCCAUCUCCGGACUCGACGCCCGCGCCAGCCUCCACCACCACCACUUCGUCCUCUACCCCGGCUACGACAAGCAAAGAUACAAUGAGCCAGCAGCAGCAACAGCAGCAAUAUGCUGCUUCUGCCAGGCGGACAGGUGGAUAUGAAGAGCAGCAUCACAUGUCAGGCCCCGGUCCUAGUCAAUAUCAGCACGGCCAACUCUCCCCCCGCGAAUAUUCGACGCCAAGCGCCGGCCCUCAGAUCAAGCUGGACCAAACUCCCAGCAAUCCGCCCUCAUACCAGGGCACACCCGCCGUUCCGAGCGUGCUACAGCCAGGCGGUCCUAUCGGUAGGCCACCAGCAAUCGGUUCCAACACGGCUCCUACUCUGCCCACGAUGCAAGGCGCCAUGCCGCAGCAGCAGCAAGACUAUCAGACCCCCUCCAAGCCUUCUUUGAACCUGGCUCACAGCUACUCCCGGUCCAGCCCUGCCGCAGGCUACGACGGACAAAAUCCUGGCUACUCGCCCUACACCCCGACAACGCCAGGAGGAUCGGCUGCCAACUCCCAAUUCAUGUCCCCGACCGACCGAGGCUACAAUGCGCCGGGUUCGCAGAGGAACAUGUCACACACCCCGCUUGGCCUGGCUGACAUCAGACCGCGCGCCGAUUCGACCUUGUCCGACGGCCUGCCCAGUGGUGUUGACUUUACGAUGCAAAACUCGACCCCCGGGACCAGCAACUAUAUGGCGCCUUGGGCAACCUACGCCUUUGACUGGUGUAAAUGGGCGCCUCAGGGCAACGGUGCUGGCAAGGUUGCUAUCGGAAGUUACCUGGAGGAUGGUCACAAUUUUAUUCAAAUUCUUGAUACCCAAAUCGUUCCGACACCCUCUGAUGUCUAUAACAACCAUGGCGGCUCGAAAUGGACUAUGGACUUCACGAGGGUCGCCGAAGCCACGCAUUCCUACCCGGUCACCCGCCUCCUGUGGGAGCCCCCAUCCUCAACGAAACAGUCGACGGACCUUCUCGCCACAUCGGGAGAUCACCUGAGACUAUGGUCUCUUCCCUCUGAUACUCCCUCGAACCCUGGCAACUCGAUAACGGGCCGCAGCCGGGAUGUCGCGGCCACGAAACUUACACCACUCGCGCUGCUGUCCAACUCCAAGACUCCAGACCACACUGCGCCGCUGACCUCUCUUGACUGGAACACAGUCUCUCCCAGUCUAAUCAUCACUUCUAGCAUCGAUACGACAUGUACAAUCUGGGACAUACCAUCUUUGACGGCCAAGACCCAACUCAUCGCGCACGAUAAAGAAGUGUACGACGUGCGGUUUUGCGCAAACAGUGUUGACGUGUUCGUCAGUUGUGGCCAGGAUGGUAGUGUGCGCAUGUUCGACCUGAGGAGCCUGGAGCACAGCACCAUCAUUUACGAGCCUACUGGCAAGGAGGACAGAGAUGCAAACGGCGGCAAGAUGAGCCCUACACUUGCCCAACAGACAAUGUCGAACCCUCCUCCUCUCUUGCGAAUUGCCACUUCCCCGCACGAUACGCAGCUACUCGCGACGUUUGCGCAAGACUCCAAUGUUAUCCGCAUUCUUGAUACACGACAACCAGGCCAGGCCCUGCUUGAGCUGCGCGGCCAUGGAGGCGCCGUCAACUGUAUAGACUGGUCGCCGACACGCCGAGGCCAACUUGCGUCGGGAGGUGACGACUGUCAGGUUCUGUUGUGGGAUUUGAUGAGCCAGCAACAGUCCAACGGUGCGCCCCAGUCUGAUAGCAUCCGCAGCCCAGCCGCUAGCUGGCAAUGCGACUAUGAGGUGGGCAACCUUGGAUGGGUGCCUCGUGUGCCCAGUGAUGAGGCUGGGGAGUGGCUCGGAGUCAGUGCAGGCCGUGGUAUCUGGGGUGUGAGGAUGUAA
Diaporthe amygdali is the source of this 2757-nucleotide messenger RNA. Its product is annotated as WD repeat domain-containing protein. Bases 1 to 2757 code for a protein of 918 amino acids. The transcript is spliced from 3 exons. NCBI's taxonomy places the organism in Eukaryota, Fungi, Ascomycota, Sordariomycetes, Diaporthales, Diaporthaceae. The record is from RefSeq and is a predicted model, not a curated record. Gene Ontology annotation, cellular component: nucleus. Gene Ontology annotation, molecular function: protein binding.